Messenger RNA from Ectocarpus sp. CCAP 1310/34, 1823 nucleotides. Lineage: Eukaryota; Phaeophyceae; Ectocarpales; Ectocarpaceae. The record is from the annotation of a GenBank genome assembly.
AUGCAGGCUUGGCUCGCCGCUCGGCAGUCGGAGGCUUCUGCUGAGUUGCACGACAGCAGCGAGCAGCUAGCGCCAGAGAGAGAAAGAGCGAGAGAGGCAAAGGGGAGGAGGCUCAGGGGGAGGAAGUUCGACGUGAAGAUGGUGUGGUGGGUUGUCCACAACACGAUGAUGAGGAAUCAGCCGGUAGCAGAGUCGUCAUUUAGAAAGGGACGGAGGGCAGGAGGGUGCGUUGGCACGUGGCUGAAGGUUGCAGCGGUUGGCGUGCUGGCGUUCUUCGCUGCCGGGGCUGCUGCGUCUGAUCGUUCCAUGCGGGCAGCCGGGAUGGAGAAGUACGGCGGUUUGCGGGAAAUUUCCGACAACAUUCGUCUUCAGUUGGCGGCACUCCGUUCCCAAGUCGGAGGCGAAGAAUCCCAGCUCUCGAAGGAGGUCAACAGCGUUCCGCCGAAACCCCUGGAGGUGUUCGAGUACGGCCCUUCGCGAAAGGCCUGGAUGCGCGACCCCGACAAGUACAAGUACCAGUUCGUGUGCGUGGUGGCAACCAGAGCAACCGUGGAAGAGGGGAUCUGGCACAAGCGACGGGCGCCCAGGAUGUGGUCCAGGCAGCCACCGUUCCACGUGCGCAUCGUAAGGCCUAACCCGGUGGGGAUGCUGGGUCACAUGCUGGGGACUGGAAAGAUCAAGUUUGUCCAGAAGGACGUGACCAUGAGGAAGACGGACAAGAGAACCGGCCGCUCCAUCGAGAUAACCCAGCCCAUGACCGUCGUGAAGCGCGUGGAUGGGAAACUGCCCAAGAAUAUGCAGGAAAUGAUGGCGGCCCAGGAAGAGGGUAGAGAAUACACAGGCACCAGCCGUCCCUCGAAGGGGCGCUGGGGGCCUACGACCGUCGAAGAGGUGAAGGAGACGGGAGUUUUGGACCUCCUGAGGCAGGCCGACAUCAACACUCCGGAGGAGGUGGACGAUGUCACCAAGGUGGUCGACUCGCAAACCGGAAAGAAGUACGACAUGAGGAGGUAUUUCGAUUACACAAAGUCAAAGAGGGGGCCCAAGAACCUGAAGAAGGUUGACCGCAAGACGCGCGCGCGGCGGGCGAGACUAGAGGAGGGGGACAACAAUCAAGGAUGAGGGGAGGAGCAACUUUGAGAGGAGAGAGACGCGACUCCUCCUCCUGCGGAGUACUUCUGAGGGGGCAGAUUUUGUCUCUUGGCAGGAGGAGUUUUUCGAUCUGUCCGACAAGGGAACGGCCGAGUUCAUUGUCUCCACAAGGGGUAUGGAGAUGAGGAAAUCAACGGGUGGGGUGCUGAAAACGUACCGUAAGGAUGCGGGUCUCCGCACAGGGGUGUUAACGUUUUUCAAAGCCUCACCACUCGACAACUAGGAUAGCAACACUGCCGAAAAGGGUGGUUUUGGAAUUGUCUCAUCGAGGUCUUUCCUUACACGUGAUGUUUGGCCUCAGCACCCUCCUGAUUGCGGAGUAGGAAAGCUUUGAAAAACCCGAAGACCCCUGUGCGGAAACCUGCACUCUUACGGUAGGCGCUCCAGGGUAGUAUCGUAACCAGCGGCCUUGCACCGAAGGUAGCCUGCCGCCGCCGCCGCCGCCGCCGCCGCUGCGGCUGCUGUCGUAUGGGGAUUUCUGUCAUUUGUUUAGGCACUCUUCUGCGCCAGUCUGACGGCUGGUGGCGUGGGGUUGGAUUCGAAUCAGCGGUUGGAUUCGAAUCAGCGCGAAGUCCCGGAGCCUACGAUUUCCUCAACGGCAAGUGUCGUGAAACAAUUAUCGUCGCUCUUAUCAAUGAACAAGUACGUGUGUGCCACCAUGGGAACGUCCC